Messenger RNA from Candidula unifasciata, 239 nucleotides. Lineage: Eukaryota; Metazoa; Mollusca; Gastropoda; Stylommatophora; Geomitridae. The record is from the annotation of a GenBank genome assembly.
AUGGCUAAAACAUUCCUCUUUCCUGCCGUUAAUAAUAUUCUCUCCAACAUGGUUAACGCUGGAAUCCUACAGCUGUUCAUGGUUGCCAUGGUGAUUGCCGAGAGAUGUACCAGAGCAGUUCCAAUCCAAGAAUAUCCCGCCAAGAAGGUCCAUGUCUUGAGGCGGGUCCCAGCCACCUGCUCCAACUGGGACAAAGCCUGGGCUUGGCUGACAAAGGUGGACUGUGGGACAAAGUACAG